AUGGCCACACUUUUUAAAUGUCGGCGGCUUAUGUCAAAAAUGUUUAUAUUUGUUGCUACAGCUAGUUGCCAUUUGAAUAUCAUAGUCAUAAGGUCCCAUAGUUUUGCCAUUGAAUAAUCGUCAAGUUUCAUAAUAGAUGUGGCAGAUAUAUCUUGAAGUAGUUGCUUUAUUACAACGUGUGUGGCUACCGGUUGAGGUAUAAAUAACUCGUCCAGGAGUUUGGGAUGAAGUAGAACUGAUACUACAUCUGUAAACAUUCUAACUAACCUCUCUCUGACUUGUCCGAUGAGAUAUUUUGAGCCUUCAGCCUCUGAUCGAUAACGUAAACCAUUUCACAACCCAAAUUAACGACUAAAAAAGGAGUUGCAAAGUGGGACAUCACGAAACGAUCCGUUUUUCUGAACAAAUUACAAUAUGAGUAUUGAUUCACUCUACGAAGGCGCUAUCGCCAAACUAACAGCUCAAAACAGAAUACGCUUAAUAUCACAAAAGUUGUUAUCUUUAAAAACUAAUGAAGAAAGGGUCUCUUAUGUUUAUGAGCUCUUGGAAGACCUAAAAGCCUUCCCUGCUAUAUUAGAUAUAAAAAAGAGUAAUUCAGUGUCUACAUACUAUCGUAACCUUGGUAACAAGUGUUUUCAAAACUCAGACUAUUAUAGAGCCUGGCAAUAUUAUAACUUGUCUUUACUUCAUGCUGUUUAUAACACCGAGAACUUUGGCUUGGCCUUGUCUAAUAGAUCUGCAGUAUUUUAUUCUUUAAAAAAGUAUAAUGAAUGCAUCAAUGAUAUAGACAAAGUAUUUUCUAUAACAUAUCCUAUAAAAAUAACAGAAAAGUUAAUAAAAAGGAAAGAUUCUUGUAAAGAAAUGCUGUCACAAAUUAAUGCAAUACAACAUGUAAAUAAUCACAGUUUUUUGACAUUACAAGAUCCACAAAGCCCAAGAUUUCCAUGUGCCAGUACUAAACUAGAAGUGGUUUUUACAGAAGAAAUGGGUAGACAUGUUAUUGCAAAAUCUGAUAUAAAAGUAGGUGAAGUAUUGGUCCAAGAAGAGCCAUAUUUUAAUCUGUUAUUAAAGUCACAAUAUUUAUUUGUAUGCAGUUAUUGUUUGUCUAGAAACUUAAAUUUACUGCCAUGUUCCAGUUGUUGUUUUGCUCUAUAUUGCAGCAGUGACUGUAAAGAAAAUGCUUGGAAAGAUUAUCAUAGUGUUGAAUGCAACCUAAUGGCAACAAUAAUUGAAAUGCAAUUUACAAAACUGGAAUUUCUUGCUAUAAGGACAGUUAUAAAAUCCAGAUAUGACCAUUCUAACUGGCAGGCUCUAUUUAAAACAAUUGAAGAUGCAGAUAAAUAUGCUAACACUGAAUAUAGAGGCCAUGUUAAAGUUGGCAAUGAAUGGGUGUAUGAUUCAAAAUAUUAUACUUCAAUUCAUACAUUAGCCUCAAAUAUUGAAAGAAGAUCGGUAUCAGAUAUAUUUCAAAAAUCUGUCAGUGCUGCAGUAUUUCUAUACAUGCUGAUGAAAACUAAUUUUUUUACUUGUGAUGAUAACAUUGAAAAUGACAAAGCUAAAAAUUUGGUAGGAGGGCUGCUGCUCCUCCACAUAAUGACAAGUCCCACAAAUAUGCAUGGUAUUAGUACAAACAUAGAAACAGCUGAAGGGAAUUUUGUAGAUGAGUUCAAUAUUGCAAGUGCCCCUUAUGCUUUCCUCAGCCUUAUAAAUCACUCUUGUGCCCCAAAUGUGGUGAGGUUCUCUAAGUUGGGCACAGGUCAGAUGUCACUGUUUGCUUUGAGACCAAUUAAAAAAGGGAUGCAGUUAUUUGAUAACUAUGGGGCUCAUCAUGCUAUUCAAGAUCGUGUUACACGCCAACAGCAACUCAAGUUUCAAUACAAGUUCACUUGUCUUUGUGAGGCUUGCAUAAAUGAUUGGCCUACAUACUUACAAAUCAGGCCUGCCCGAAACUUACCAAAGAAAUUAAAAAUGCGCAAAGAGAAACUCCUUGAUGUUACUGCAAUUAAUAAACUUCAGAAAGGCGAUAAAGCUGUUGCAGAAAUGUUGUUGCAACCUUUGUGUGAGCUCGCCGAAGACUUGGAAUCUUAUGCACCCUGUACAGAAUUGGCAGAUUGUCAAGAGUCCUUGAAACAAUGUCUGGAGAUAUUUUUGGGAGUUGUGCCUUAUGAUUACAGUAAAUUGGUAGAAUGGGAUGCAGUGCCUCCAAAAAUGUAAUUAAGAAAUAUUUUCUAUUUUUAUAUCUUUUGUAGUUCCCUUUAAGCAUAGUUUACCAAUUAAUCUUGUGCCAAAUUGAAUCUGAUUAGUUAAUAAGAGUGAUUAUAUUUUUUUAUAAGUAUAACAAUAUAAAUUUUUAACAUAAAAUGUUAGGACUGUAUUAGGAUCUUUACAAGUGAGGUAGGAAUCGCCUAAUUAUACUGUACAACAUUGAUAUAUAUCUAUUUGUUAAUUUGAUAAAAGAUUUAAAAGUUCACUAAGUGACACCUUGCAUUUUCACAAUACUGCAGUGAUCAGUAAUAUAUUAUGAUAAUGAUUACGAUUGUGAUUUUUUGUUCAAUUUACCAAAUAUAAAUUAUAUUAUGACACUGAUG
Messenger RNA from Diatraea saccharalis (sugarcane borer), 2588 nucleotides. Lineage: Eukaryota; Metazoa; Arthropoda; Insecta; Lepidoptera; Crambidae. The record is from the annotation of a GenBank genome assembly.